Molecule: messenger RNA, 3231 nt
Organism: Dama dama (fallow deer)
Lineage: Eukaryota; Metazoa; Chordata; Mammalia; Artiodactyla; Cervidae
Gene: SERPINC1
Product: serpin family C member 1
Exons: 8
Coding region: 1038-2603 (521 amino acids)
Biological process (GO): regulation of blood coagulation
Molecular function (GO): serine-type endopeptidase inhibitor activity
Source: RefSeq, a predicted model, not a curated record
AUCCUAAUUUCAACAAACCAAACAUUCGAAGAUUUAUAUAUAUAUAUAUAUAGUUAGGGGAAUUUGACUUACACAUUGAGUAUUAGGAAAAACAAAGGAAUAACAUUUUGUUCAGGGUGACAAUAGCACAUUGUUAUAGAAUAAAAUGUCCAUAUUUUUAGAAGACAUAUAACUGACAGUGGGUAGAGUUUCCUUUAAAAUAACUAAAUAUUUUUAAAAGAAAAAUAAUGUAUAUUACCAGUGAACAAACGUCACGCCUUCUACUAUCAGUUAACAUUAGGUUUCCAUUGGUACCAUUUCAGACCUCAAGAGAAGUGGCCACAGUCAAAAAAGCUCAGGCGGUAUGAGGGAUGUUAACUAUUGCCUAAAAUAAAAUCGAGAAUGGGAAUUCCAAAACCAGACCUACUGUCUUAACCACUUACCCAGGCCCACCCUGCUUACAAGCAACAGGUUACUUUCUGAUCCUUUACACUGAGACUCAUUGAUGAAUAAGAGUUUGUGUCUUUGUAUGUAUUAGCAUUUCAGUCCCAGUAACCAGCUAGUCUUCAUGAUCAAUUUGUAAACUCCUCUGCUUUCCAACAUGGUAGCUCAGUUAGUUAAUGGCUUGCCACCCUUAUUGGGACCAGCUAGCACAUCAGAAGUAAACUUGGAACUACUCACUGAAUACUUACUACAGUAUUUACUAAAGUAAUUUACUGAGUACUCCCCAUAUGGCACAAUACUAUAGAGAACAAAGAAUAUUCUCUGCCCUCAAGGAGCUCAAACUCCAGCUAUAGAACUUGACGUGUACAUUUAUGGAUAGGUAACAAUCCUCUACAGAACACCACAGACAGAAUUACCAAAGGAUCAUUGUUGUGUUAGUGGCUCAGUCAUGCCCAGCUCUUUGCGACUCCAUGGACUAUAGCCCAGCAGGCUCCUCUGUCCAUGGGAUUCUCCAGGCAAGAAUACUGGAGUGGCUUGUCAUUUCCUUCUCCACCCAAAAGAUUAUUCAUCCACAAUUAUCUUCAGAAGAAAAGAGCAAGGAGCUGUGAGAAUAUAUGCAAGGAAGAUUUAACCUUGCCUGGCUGAGCAGCAAAAGCUUUCCUGAGACAGUGGCCUUGAAGCCUCUGGAACCCCAGUCAGAUGUAGAGGAAAGAACCAGUCCAGAGGGAUUGCCUCAGACCACACUAUCUCCACUCUCUCAGACCUGUGGAAGGUUAGCGACCAUGAUUUCCAAUGGGAUAGGAAACGUCACCACUGGAAAAAGGAGCAUAUGUCUUCUCCCUUUGCUGCUUAUUGGCUUCUGGGGCUAUGUGACCUGUCAUCGGAAACCUGUGGAGGAUAUCUGCACAGCCAAGCCUCGGGACAUUCCUGUGAAUCCCAUGUGUAUUUACCGUUCCCCAGAGAAGAAGGCGACUGAGGGCGAGGGCUCAGGGCAGAAGAUCCCCGGGGCCACCAACCGGCGGGUCUGGGAACUGUCCAAGGCCAAUUCCCACUUUGCCACUGUCUUCUAUCAGCAUCUGGCAGACUCCAAGAAUAACAAUGACAAUAUUUUCCUGUCACCCCUGAGUAUCUCCACAGCUUUUGCUAUGACCAAGCUGGGUGCCUGUGACAACACACUCAAGCAGUUGAUGGAGGUUUUUAAGUUUGAUACCAUCUCUGAGAAGACAUCUGAUCAGAUCCACUUUUUCUUUGCCAAACUGAACUGCCGACUCUAUCGAAAAGCCAAUAAAUCCUCUGAGUUGGUAUCAGCCAACCGUCUUUUUGGAGACAAAUCCAUCACAUUCAAUGAGACCUACCAGGACAUCAGUGAGGUGGUAUAUGGGGCCAAGCUCCAGCCCCUGGACUUCAAGGGAAAUGCAGAGCAGUCCAGAUUGACUAUCAACCAAUGGAUAUCCAAUAAGACUGAAGGGCGUAUCACUGAUGUCAUCCCCCCGCAAGGCAUCAAUGAGUUCACUGUCCUGGUGCUAGUCAACACCAUUUACUUCAAGGGCCUGUGGAAGUCAAAGUUCAGCCCCGAGAACACAAAGGAGGAACUGUUCUACAAGGCCGAUGGGGAGUCAUGUUCAGUACCCAUGAUGUACCAGGAAGGCAAGUUCCACUAUCGGAGAGUGGCAGAAGGCACCCAGGUGCUCGAGUUGCCCUUCAAGGGUGAUGACAUCACCAUGGUCCUCAUCCUGCCCAAGCCGGAGAAGACCCUGGCCAAAGUGGAACAGGAACUCACCCCAGACAUGCUGCAGGAGUGGCUGGAUGAGCUGGCAGAGACGCUGCUGGUGGUCCACAUGCCCCGCUUCCGCAUCGAGGACAGCUUCAGCGUGAAGGAGCGGCUGGAAGACAUGGGCCUUGAAGACCUGUUCAGUCCUGAGAAGUCCAGGCUCCCAGGUAUUGUUGCAGAAGGUCGGAACGACCUCUAUGUCUCAGAUGCAUUCCACAAGGCAUUUCUUGAGGUAAAUGAGGAAGGCAGUGAAGCUGCAGCAAGUACCGUCAUUAGCAUCACUGGUCGUUCGCUGAACUCGAACAGGGUGACCUUCAAGGCCAACAGGCCCUUCCUGGUUCUCAUCAGGGAAGUUGCUCUGAACACUAUUAUAUUCAUGGGCAGAGUAGCCAACCCUUGUGUUAAUUAAAAUGUUAUCCUUUGUACUUCUUCCUAUUUUGGUGUGUGAAUACAAGUAAAAAUAAAUAAAACUAUUCCCUUAUCUGACAAUUAUGAAUGGACUUUGCCAUCUGAAAUGAAGGCAAGGAAAGGAGAAAUGGAUAGAGAUGCUGCUGGGCAUUUGGUGUAAUGGAGCUUUCAACUCUUCUCUACGGGUGAACACAUCUAGGUCAAGAAAGUGAAGGAGGGAGGUAUGUUACUACUUCAUCUUGAAAGAUAGUAGGCAUCUUGAGAGGGCAGGGGGAGCUUGAAAUCUAGAAAAUUCCUUUAUACUAAAAAAAAAUCCAAAAGUUUAAAAAGACUUAAUCUCUGUAAUACAGAAGAGACAGAGAUGCAAAUCUGAAUAUUAAAUCAUUUAAUUCUCAAACCACUCACAUGCAUAAUGUUCUUUUACACAGUGUUAAAAUAAAGAGGAAAAUGUAUUUUUAUACAAACAGAAUUUCAAGUAUACAUCAAUAGACUUUUCAAAUUACUAACCAAGUUGCUAAGAUUUCAUUCACAUUGUUCUUAAAGCUGUUCAACGAGAAAGCUUUUGCUAAACUGCUUUAAAUAUGUUUAUAUAAACCCAUAUAUCUUCACUCUUUCUCUGAAUCUCCCUC